This is a messenger RNA of Linderina pennispora, 530 nucleotides long. RefSeq lists its product as uncharacterized. Bases 28 to 510 code for a protein of 160 amino acids. Lineage: Eukaryota; Fungi; Kickxellomycota; Kickxellomycetes; Kickxellales; Kickxellaceae. The transcript has a single exon. The record is from RefSeq and is a predicted model, not a curated record.
CUGCUCUUCCCUACUUUUUGAUAUACCAUGGACGUCAACAACUUGCAGGGCACUGGAUUUGGUACGCCGUACCCAGCGGCAACAGACAUUGCCAAGGAGCAGGGAAAGACUGUGUUUGGAGGAGUAGAGCUGAUCAGCGAUCCAGCCAACCCCUUCUACAUCGGACACGGCAUUGGCCACCGCGACCCAAAGACUGGGGCCAUGGUUGAUCCGUCGGUGCACAUUCCUGCGCGCGGCGAGACCCACCCAGGCGAGUUCCAGGCAGUCAGGAUGGUUGAAGAUAAAGAGACCACAAAUGCACAGCUGCUGGAGAGCAGGUACGGCAUCACGACCCCAAACAAGUAUCACGCAGGCUGGUACCGCUUCAAGAGCCGGCUGUCAGCAGCCGCUGCCAUGGCCACCAAGUCGCAAAAGUGGUUUGAGACUUCGGCACACCAGAAGGCGCUGGCGGAUCUCGAGGCCAACGCGUACAACGACAAGUAUGGAGGCUAUACAUUUUCAAAGGGAUGACCUUAAUAAAUGUCUCUUCA